UACGGACAAAGAAGAAUGGAUGAAGGAAACUGUUCCUCCCUAACUGAAUUCUUUCUCUUAGGAAUAACCAGUAACCCUGCAAUGAAAGUGGCCCUAUUUACCACAGUUUUACCUGUGUAUCUCAUCAGUGUCCUGGCAAAUCUCGGCAUGAUCAUGCUUGUUGGGAUGUACGCCCAGCUCCACACUCCCAUGUACUUCUUCCUGAGCCACCUGUCCUUCUCUGACCUCUGCUCUUCCAGUUCAGUUGGGCCCAGGAUGCUGGUGGACCUAUUCACGCAGAAGAACAGAUCAAUUCCCUUUGUGGGCUGUGCUCUACAAUUAUUCUUCUUAUACACGUUUGUAGAUGUUGAGUGUCUGCUGCUGGCAGUGAUGGCCUUUCAUUGGUACAAGGCCAUCAGCAGCCCCUUGCUCUAUGCAGUGGACAUGUCCAGCAGGCUGUGCUCUGUUCUUGGGGCCAGUGUUUACCUAUUGGGAGUAGCAGAUUCUGCGAUACACACAUCAUUGGCAUUCCACUUGUGUUUCUGUGGGUCUAAUGAGAUCAAUCACUUCUUCUGCGAUGUCCCUCCUCUCCUCUUAAUAUCUUGUUCAGACACACAGGUCAAUGAGCUAGUCAUUUUCACUAUAUUUGGUUUCAUUGAACUGAGCACCAUCUCAGGAGUCCUCAUCUCCUAUUGCUACAUCAUCUUAUCCGUCUUAAAGAUCCGCUCCGCCGAGGGGAGGUUUAAAGCUUCCUCCACCUGUGCCUCCCACCUCACUGCGGUUUCCGUUUUCCAGGGAACCAUGCUCUUCAUGUACUUCUGGCCCAGUUCUGCCUACUCCCUAGACCAGGACAAAAUGAGCUCACUGUUUUACACCCUGGUCAUUCCCACGCUGAACCCUCUAGUUUACAGUCUAUGGAAUAAGGAUGUGAAGGAGGCCAUGAAAAGGCUGACAAAUAAAAUUUUUCUCUUAGGUUGA
Molecule: messenger RNA, 957 nt
Organism: Fukomys damarensis (Damara mole-rat)
Lineage: Eukaryota; Metazoa; Chordata; Mammalia; Rodentia; Bathyergidae
Product: olfactory receptor 5W2
Exons: 1
Coding region: 16-957 (313 amino acids)
Biological process (GO): sensory perception of smell; G protein-coupled receptor signaling pathway
Cellular component (GO): membrane
Molecular function (GO): olfactory receptor activity; odorant binding
Source: RefSeq, a predicted model, not a curated record